AAUGAAGGUCACCACCAGCCUACGGCAACAAGCCCGGUAGAUCCCAUCACAGCGUACGAUGGUAUACGACUGGGAAACACAUAGAGAAACCCUGAGCCGGCUUUACGUGGAUGAGAAGCGAUCGGUCGAAGACAUCAUCUCGUACAUGCGCACAAAUCACAACUUCGCCCCCAGCAAACGUGCGUAUCAGGCUCAAUUCCGGCGCUGGGAAUUCCCGUCAAAACACCAGCCCGCCCUCAAGAAUGACCAGCUCGUCGCCCGCAUCAAGGAGCUAUGGGAGCGCAACCUGUCCCAGGCGGAGAUGCUGCACGUCCUCAACGAGGAGGACGGGUACAGCAUCAAGUCGCGUGAGCUGAACCGCGUGCGCAGCAAGCACAGGUGGCUGCUCCGGGUGCCCACCGGCAAGGCAGCGGAUGGCGCCGACCUGUCCCCGAGCGCCGGGGCCAGCAACGGCGAGGACGACCAGGACAACGACGAGCUGCACAUGGCCAUGCAGGCCUCGGCCUUUGGCCUCCCGGCCGUGCCUGACCUGGCGUCGCAGCUCAAGGAGGAGCGCAGGCGCAAGAUGCAGGCCGAGUCCGUCCAGCGCUGGGCGACCAAGAAACGGCGGCGGCGCACACGGCAGUACGCCGGCAUACCCGCCGACCCACCCGGGCCGCCUCGGUUCCCCUCUGAGACGACGCUGGGCGAGAGCCAGGUGAUCCUCGGGCUUGACAAGUCGGCCUACACUGCCGUCCGGGACAAGUUCCAGUCCAUCUGCGCAGGCGCGGGCAUCACCAAGAAGACGGUGGCGGGCCCCGAGGCCUGGGAGGCCGCGAAGCAGAGCCUCAUCGGUGAGUUCCAACAGCUCCGGGACGCCCUGUGGGCCGGCAAGGACGGCCUGGACAGGAAGAAGCUCGCGCUGGACGUGGUGUGCUCGGACGUCACCAAGCGCAUGCGCUCGGGGGCCGACAGGGAGCUGCUGCUGGCGGACGCCAAGAACAUCCUCGGCCUGAACCCGGAGGAUUCGAGGCGGGUGCGGUCGGCGUUCUACAAGAUCCUGCAGGCGGACGGCUUCACGUCCAAGGUGGCCAUGGGCCCGCAGCGCUGGACGGAGCUCAAGCAGAGGUGGAUCGACGGGUCCGACAUGCUGCGGGGGAUCCUGAGCCGGCUCGACGACGGCGCGCAGGGCCACGAGAUGAAGACGAGGGCCGUCGAGGCCCUGGCGAGGGACGUCAUGAAGCGCCUGAGGGACGACCAGAGCCGCGGCAGGGGCCAACCCAGACAAGGCAGGGCCAGGUCCUCCGAGGCGCUCGCCGCCGCCGCCGAGGAUUUCAGGGGGGACCCGCCGCCUGUCAUGGGCGACCUGGCCGGCGACGCCUCCGGCUUUGGCGCCCAGAUGCUCGUCCCGCCCGGCGCAGGCGACGGCCCACACGGGCACGCCCACGCCGGCCGCCUGAUCCCCGACCACCACCACCUGCUCGGCGCCCAGAUGGGCCUGCAGGUGCCCAUGGGCUCCGACCUCGGGCCGUCGAUGCUCCUGGGCCCGGGCGCCCAGGACCCGUUCGCCAACCCCCACGGCCAGUUCCUCGGCGGCCCGCCGCCCAUGGACGUCCCGUCGCCCUUUGACCCCUCACCGCAGCCGGCGCCGCCGCCGCCCGUCGUGUACCACCACCAGGCGGGCCCCGUCGCCCACAACACCGGGCCCAUACCGGUGUACAUCCAGCUGCUGAGCCCCGGCCAGCAGGGGGUGGGCGAGUUCAGCAUCGCCAUCCUGAACUCGCCGUCCGCGGGGGAGCUCCGCCAGGCCGCCGAGGGCAGGGUCCCCGGCUCGGCGUGCGUGCGGAUCCAGGGCCUGGUCAAGCUGCAGGGGAUGGACGGGAGCGUCCCGCUGGAGAUUGAGAGCGACGACCACGUGGCGGCGUACCUCGCGCAGGCGCGGGUGCCGUCCUUCAACAUACACCUGGAAUUCUAGUCAGGGUCCGGCCGGGCCGUGGUUGCCCACGCCAUCAUCCAUCAAUUCCACGGCGGAAUAGAGCGAAAUACCCGUCGCAGCGAUGCCGCUGUGCCAUUUGAUUAUUUUGUGGAUAUCCACGCUGGACGGCGACUAGGUAGGCCGCAGAGGUCUGGAACGCCUGCCGCCGUCCCUUAGUGUCUGCCCACGGACCUGCUCCCGGGCUCGCCGUGCCGGCCCGGCUGCCCAGAUCGCUCUGCCGCCGUGUCGAUCAGCCGCACGCGACUAACUGGGGCGACCGGAGGUCUAGAAGCCUCGCUAGACCUGAUAUUGUCACAUGGACGGUCCUUUGUCUCCAGCUGACCUGUCUAGAUGUGAUGAGGAAGUCUGCUACCUGGGUAGAUGAUUUUCGCCAGAGCAGUGCUGCACGAGCCACGAGAGAUGGUGGGACAUGCAAGAACAUUUUUUUAAUAAUUUCAUACACUGCAUUCGAGGAAUGGGUGUAAUAUUGGUCAGAUUUAUUGCCAACAUUCAAUGUUGGUGGAAAAGGAUGAUUUUGAUCAUAGCCUGUGGAGACCAAGUCUUUCUGGCCAGACAGACGGACAGAGAUCAACGGCAAUGCAUGCAUAGAGAUGAAGUCAAGAAAUAAGAAUCAGAGAAACAACAUGAUUAAUCUCCUUUUCCAAACAUCGCUAGAAGAGACAAAAAACAACACAUUGGUGACCUGCUGUGGCGGUGAUACUCCCACGGCAGUC
Molecule: messenger RNA, 2688 nt
Organism: Diaporthe batatas
Lineage: Eukaryota; Fungi; Ascomycota; Sordariomycetes; Diaporthales; Diaporthaceae
Exons: 2
Coding region: 59-1954 (631 amino acids)
Source: RefSeq, a predicted model, not a curated record